AUGCCAGAAAAGAAACAACAGAAACAGGAACAAGGGCAGAUGAGCCAUGACAAUACGGAAGUAUAUUUGAACAGGGGAGGCAAGACGAAAGUGAUGUAUAUUGAUCAACUACGAAGACCACAUGCCGUCAGUUGUAGUCCCAACUUCCAUCUUCCUACAGUAACUGACACCAAUAACAGUGGUGGGCUGCUCUUAAACAAUGGGCAUAGACCUUCUGUACCUGUAGAGGUUGAUCAAGAAACUAAGCAAAAGCAGGAGAGGCAAAACAAACAAUCAGGGAACAUGUCCCCUCCAUCUUCUGAGUAA
Molecule: messenger RNA, 306 nt
Organism: Naumovozyma dairenensis CBS 421
Lineage: Eukaryota; Fungi; Ascomycota; Saccharomycetes; Saccharomycetales; Saccharomycetaceae
Exons: 1
Coding region: 1-306 (101 amino acids)
Source: RefSeq, a predicted model, not a curated record